AUGACGACGACGUAUUGGCUCGUGAGUCUACCUCUGCGCGGGUCGAGCGCGGACGCGGCGUGGGCGACGCUGCAGCGACACACGGGCGGGAGCAACGAUCUGUCGCUGAACUAUAAGAUGCGAUGCCCGGACCUGCGCGUGGGGACGCUGGACAGUCUGUUGGCGCUGAGCGAUGAUUUGGUCAAGGUGAACGCGCUGGCGGAGCAGGUGGUGGAGAAGGUGCGGCGACAGUUCGGCGAGCUCGGCGACGCGACGACGAGCGAACGAGAACUGCGCGUGGAUGGUGAAUCCGUCGAACGAUAUCUGACGACGUUCGAGUGGGAUGAAGCGAAGAAUCCGGCUCGACGAGCGUUGAAGGAGACGGUUGAGAAGCUCUCGGAGCGCUUGUCGCGCAUCGACGAAGAGUUCAAAUUGAAGUGCGGGCAGUUGGCGACGUCUAAAAAUCAUCUGAACGCCAUCGUUCGUAAAGUUGGGAGCGGGGUGAACGCACAAGAUUUGAGCGACAAGGUCAAUCCCGAGGAUUUAGUUCAGACAGAAAACUUGACCACGCUCGUGGUGCAAGUGCCGAAACUGAAGACAGAGGUUUGGACGAGCUCGUACGAGACGCUAGCGAGCUUCGUCGUGCCGCGUUCUUCAAAGAUUAUUCACGUCGAAGAUGAUUACGAGUUACGAACGGUGGUAUUGUUCAGGCGUGUCGUCGAUGCGUUCACGACCGCGGCGCGAGAGAUCGGCUGCACUGCUAAGGAGUAUUCGCACGAUCCUGAAGCGUCGAGAGCGGCGAAAUCGCAACGAGGUGCGCUAGAGCAAGAAGUUGUCCAGAGGAGAGAUUCUUUGUUAGAGUGGUGUCAGAUAAGCUACGGUGAGGCUUUUAGUACUAUGAUGCACGUGUGCACGGUGCGCGUAUUUGUGGAGAGUAUUUUGCGCUAUGGCUUACCGCCGGAUUUUCAAGCCGUCCUCAUGCGACCCAAUAUGAAGCACGUGAGCAAGCUGCGAAAAGUAUUGAAUCAAGAGUUCGGCAAAGACGCCUCGUCGCAUUGGGAUGACGAAAUCGGCGGUGAUGAGAAAUCUGGCGGCGGUUUGGUGGAAGACAUGUACUCGUACGUGUCUCUGACAAUGAAGGUUUAA
This is a messenger RNA of Ostreococcus lucimarinus CCE9901, 1125 nucleotides long. RefSeq names its product F-ATPase family transporter: protons (vacuolar). Gene Ontology annotation, molecular function: proton-transporting ATPase activity, rotational mechanism. Gene Ontology annotation, biological process: proton transmembrane transport. Bases 1 to 1125 code for a protein of 374 amino acids. Gene Ontology annotation, cellular component: vacuolar proton-transporting V-type ATPase, V1 domain. The record is from RefSeq and is a predicted model, not a curated record. NCBI's taxonomy places the organism in Eukaryota, Viridiplantae, Chlorophyta, Mamiellophyceae, Mamiellales, Bathycoccaceae. The transcript has a single exon.